AUGACUUCAGGAGUUGACAAGGUAUUUAUCGUGUCAAGAUUCUUUGAUCAUUUCUCUGUGAAAUCACCGUGUUGUAUGCACAGCCCCGGCUCUAAGCCAUGGCGAGAGGUGCGACCGCCAUGGGCUCGAGUACCUGCAGCACCGCGUCUGAAAUUAGUAUCAUCUUCUGAUUUAAAAGCGCUCUUCUCUGUUGAGGAUGAUGUUAAACUUCCUCCAUGGAUGGAUGGGAUGUGCUUGGCUGAAUAUCUUCCCCAUCUCGAAGAAACCCUUGAGAGACAGGUCAGUUUCAACUAA
Molecule: messenger RNA, 294 nt
Organism: Microthlaspi erraticum
Lineage: Eukaryota; Viridiplantae; Streptophyta; Magnoliopsida; Brassicales; Brassicaceae
Source: the annotation of a GenBank genome assembly